UACUCGCGCAGAAUUAAUCAAUGCAUCUCAACUAAUAAUAUGGGAUGAACUUCCCAUAGCAAACAAAGCAGUGUUAGAAUACAUUGAUAAUCUCCUUUGUCAAAUUUCUAAAAAUGAUGAUCUAUUUGGAGGAAAACUCUUCAUAGGCAUUGGAGACUUCAGACAAGUUGCUCCAGUUGUCAAAGGAGCUAGAAAAAGCACAACUAUCAAUGCAUCAAUUAAAACUUAA
This is a messenger RNA of Racocetra persica, 229 nucleotides long. The record is from the annotation of a GenBank genome assembly. NCBI's taxonomy places the organism in Eukaryota, Fungi, Glomeromycota, Glomeromycetes, Diversisporales, Gigasporaceae.